GUGUGUGCUCUGCAGAUGGAGAUGAACAAGAUGAAAGAGGAGAACAAAUUGUUGAGGGAAGUUGUGGAGAAGACGGCCAAGGAUUACUACGACCUUCAAUUGAAAUUCGCCUCUAUCCAACAGCAACACAAUAACAAUACCAAUUACCCCAAACCCAAGGAUCCAGAGCUUUACCUCUCCCUUGGAGGGAACAUCAACAAUGGUGGCAAAGGUGCACAAGCGGAAGAAUUACAGAAGCCAAUGAAUAAUAUUAAUAAUAAUAAUAAUCCCAACAAGAGACCAACGGACGAUGAUGAUCAAUUGGGACUGUCACUAAGGCUCCAAACUGCCGCCGCCGCCGCCGCGCCGCCGGUUCCACGACGGCGGCCGCUAGUCUUGGGAGGAGAUCUGGAAUUAGUGCAUGAUGGCGGGGCAUUAAUGGUGGCUCAUCCAAAUAAGCUUCAGAGAAGGGAUGAUCAGCAGCAGCAGAAUUUGUUAGCUGCUGCUGCUGCCGCGUCAACUACGACAACGACGACGACGACGAGUUCUUCGUCGUGUCCGGCCAACCGGAAAGCUAGGGUUUCAGUCAGAGCCAGGUGUCAAUAUUCAACGAUGAACGACGGCUGCCAAUGGAGGAAAUACGGGCAGAAGAUCGCCAAGGGAAACCCCUGCCCGCGUGCAUAUUACCGCUGCACCGUAGCUCCGGGCUGCCCGGUCCGCAAGCAGGUCCAACGGUGUCAGGACGACAUGUCCAUUCUCAUCACAACCUACGAAGGAAACCACAACCACCCUCUCCCCGCCGGCGCCGCCGCCAUGGCUUCCUCCACCCCCUCCGCCGCCGCCGCCUCCUCCUCCUUCAGCUUAUACAACCCCUCCUCAAACGACGCCACCGGGACAGCUGGCAACUUCGUCCACGUCCCGUACCACCAACAGCAGGAAUUACUGUUCAGCCCUUCUCCUCCGCCGCCUAGUCAGCAGCUCUAUCCUUAUCCACUACUGCCCACGGCAGCUGGAAACCAGCCAUGGAGGCGGAAGGCGGCUGGCGGCGGCGAGUUGGCCGAGAAUGUGAGCACGGCCAUGGCGGCGGAUCCCAAGUUCAGGGUGGCGGUGGCGGCUGCCAUUUCCUCGCUCAUUAAUAAAGAGGCCUCUACUAGUAAUAAUCACUAAUUAGUAGGCUAUUUAAGUUUGAGUAGUUCAUUAGCCGGCAAUAAUUGAUUAGGGCACUUGGACCUAAUUUGAUUUGUGUAGGGAGAAUAAUACCGAGGAAAUUGAGGAUGGCGAUCCAUUAGUAAUUUGAGUUGGAAAGGUGGGAAAUGGAAAAGGUGAAAACCUAAUUCGUCUAUGUAUGUGUGUAAUGAUAAUU
This is a messenger RNA of Linum tenue, 1342 nucleotides long. Lineage: Eukaryota; Viridiplantae; Streptophyta; Magnoliopsida; Malpighiales; Linaceae. The record is from the annotation of a GenBank genome assembly.